Molecule: messenger RNA, 771 nt
Organism: Fomitopsis serialis
Lineage: Eukaryota; Fungi; Basidiomycota; Agaricomycetes; Polyporales; Fomitopsidaceae
Exons: 3
Coding region: 1-771 (256 amino acids)
Source: RefSeq, a predicted model, not a curated record
AUGGCCGCUCGCCCUCUAGAGCUCUACCCCGAGCCACUCCGGAACGAGCGACUCCGGAACGAGCGCGAGGACCGUUCACGACCCUGGUGCAAGGCGACUCAGGAUGCGGAUGCGGCCAGGCCUAGGAUGGGAAAAGAGAAGGAGCACCCGUACCGCUGUGACGGGUCUGUACCGAGGCGGGUAAGGGUACAGGUCGAUGGGACUCCGGUCAACGGAGAGGAUUUCUGGCACACGAUGCGACUGAGCUGGGAUUCCAUGAUACACUUGUCUGCCCUGCCAGUGGCGUCCGUUACGUCUGCCUUCCUGUUCGCCACAUCCAUCCUGCCGUCCACCGAGCUUGCGCCAUCAGCGUUCGCGAUCACCCCAUGUGGGCUGCCACUGCACUUCCCGCCGGAGCAGAUCUUCCCGGGGAAGGUCACCGCGAAGACUGGCGACCUGCGGAUCGUGCUCGCGGGCAUGCGCGCGACGACGAUCUUCCGGAACAUGCGCGGCGCGAUGAAGAAGCACCAUCUGCGUGCUCCGGAGUCGGCGGCCGCAGAGAACGGUGCCACCGACAGUGCGAAUGCGGAAAACGGGGAGUUGAAGAGCGACGAAGACGGCGUCUUGGGCAAGGGUCGGAUGUGGAUCGCGUCAAUGAAUUCGCAUGGCACUUGUUUACGUUGUUUGGUAUACACCCUGUCGCCCCUCUCCCUUUGUGUGCGUCGGCGCGGGCGCUUGCGGUCUCUGGUCCGCUCUCCCGCUGCGGUGUCUACGGUGCAUCGCCUGCCCUGA